Molecule: messenger RNA, 4071 nt
Organism: Cyclopterus lumpus (lumpfish)
Lineage: Eukaryota; Metazoa; Chordata; Actinopteri; Perciformes; Cyclopteridae
Gene: dgcr2
Product: DiGeorge syndrome critical region gene 2
Exons: 11
Coding region: 353-1963 (536 amino acids)
Cellular component (GO): membrane
Molecular function (GO): protein binding
Source: RefSeq, a predicted model, not a curated record
CAGCUGACAGUCUGUCUAAUGUUUGGGAUUGUUGUGAUGGGGCGCGGCCAUCUUGGAUCAGCGGCGCUCCAUGCAGGAGAGGACAGACCGACGGACGGACGUUGACGCCAGUUAGCUAGCUGACGUUAGCUGCUCGGCGAGAUUAACCACAAUCUGUGUCGCUGUGCGGUGCGACUAUGCUUUAUAGACGCUGCUUGUUCUCUAUCAGCUGCCACUUUGAGGGCAUAACAUGGUUGUGCACUGUGUUCAGAGUUUGACGUUUUAACUCCGGCGAGGGCGGUGGCGGCGGUGCACAUCCUCGGUAUAUUUUGUAAAAUUUCUGGAUAGAGGAGUUACUAUGAAUGGAGGAUAAAUGUUGCCAAAGGCUGACAGCAGCAGUUUCGUCAUCUUCUCUCUCCUCUUCGUCCUCUCGUUAACGGACCCACCGCCGACAGGUCCGCGGCUAGCUCUGGCAAGAUUAUUGUCAGAGCAACGCUGCAGCCCUGGGCAGUUUGCCUGCCGCAGUGGGAAGAUGCAGUGUAUCCCGAUGUCCUGGCAGUGUGACGGCUGGACAGCAUGCGAGGACAAGAGUGACGAGAUGGACUGUCCCCCUAUAAAGGAGGAGCGGUUUCGUUUUGGCAACGGAUACGACCAGGUCGAAGAUGUCAUCGGUGUGGCUCAGCCUGUGCGCUUCAACAAGAAAUGCCCCAGUGGGUGGCACCACUACGAGAAGACGUCCAGCUGUUACAAAGUGUACCUGAGGAACGAGAACUAUUGGCAGGCUGUCGACACGUGUCAGAAAGUCAACGGCUCAUUGGCUACUUUUGUUACCAAUGAGGAGCUGCAGUUCAUACUGAAGAUCGAGGUGGAUUUCGAUGACAAAGUCUGUGAGCGCAGAGACCAGUGCAAGUUUUGGGUGGGCUACCAGUAUGUGAUAACCAAUCAGAACCACUCUCUGGAGGGCCGCUGGGAGGUCGCAUAUAAGGGGUCCAUGCAGGUGUUUCUGCCCCCUGAGGGUCUGACUAACUUUGGGGAGGCGUCUCCCAUCCAGGACAAUGUCUUUUGUGCCCAGCUGCAGCGCUUUCAGAUCAAAAGCAUGAAUGAACGAGGCCUGCACAGCUGGCAUGCUGAGAACUGCUACAAGAAGUUCCCCUUUCUCUGCAAGAGGAAACAAACAUGUGUGGACAUAAAAGACAACGUUGUCAACGAGGGCUACUACUUCACCCCCAAGGGGGACGACCCGUGUCUGAGCUGCACGUGUCAUGACGGCGAGCCUGAGAUGUGUGUGGCUGCGUUGUGCGAGCGUCCGCAGGGCUGCCAGCACUUCCGCAAGGAUCCCAAAGAGUGCUGCAAGUUCACCUGCCUGGACCCAGAUGGAAACAGUCUGUUUGACUCGAUGGCCAGUGGCAUGAGGCUGAUCGUCAGUUGUAUCUCGUCCUUCCUCAUCCUCUCUCUGCUGCUCUUCAUGGUGCACAGACUCCGUCAGCGGAGGCGUGAACGCAUUGAAACUUUGAUUGGAGGAAACUUGCACCACUUUAACCUCGGAAGACGAGUCCCGGGCUUUGACUACGGCCCGGAUGCCUUCGGCACCGGCCUCACUCCCCUGCAUCUGUCUGAUGAUGGAGAGGGAGGAGCUUUCCAUUUCCAAGAGCCUCCUCCGCCGUACGCAGCCUAUAAGUACCCCGACAUCCAGCAUCCUGACGACCCCCCUCCUCCGUACGAAGCCUCCAUCAACCCAGACAGCCUCCUCUAUGUGGACCUUGGACAUGGGGUUUCCAUAUUGCCGAGCCAGAUGAACGCCAUGGUAGACGGGCUCCAGGCAGCUAUUCCCAACGCCUCUGGCCCUGUGAUGGACUCGGCACCGCCCUCUCAAGAGAGGGAGGACUCCAUAGACAGCAGCACCCUCCUGGUGGGGCCCGACACCCCGACAGAUGGCCACGCCCCCGCUUCCAUGCCCGUAGACUCCCUCAGCACCGUUGUAUAGGUCUUUUUGACGGACGGACACAACCUGCUGGUUGAGGAAGGUCAUGAGGGCGUUCAGCGCGGGCAGAGGUCGCAGCAGACUGUGGUCAUUCAUCAAAAUGCUGACUGCAGGGAGGGUUCGGGUUUGUACAGACAUGACGGAAGCCUGUUUCUUUGACGGGCGAGGAUGACAACUUUCUAAAGACUCUUCUGCAGUUGGAGUGUUUUUUUGUUUGUUUGUUUGUUUUGGAAACAGAGAGGACUGUUUCUAUACAGAGGAAAAACAUGUUUACUAUUAGCAUCGAUUGAGCAGAGCUUUUGAAACAUCUCAGAGUUGGCCCGAUUGGUUGAGAGGCCCUAAUGUAAAUACCCCUUCAGGUCUGUGCCGGUCAAAUUUGUUAUACUUGUGUUUCUUCGGCACAAGAAUGACAGACGGACAGUGAAGUCAGCUAAUGUCUCUUGUGUGUGUCUGUUUGCAGACGUAUCUGUGUUGAUCCGACGGUCUCCAGGCUACAAUAAUGUUCUCAUCAGCUCUGUCCGUUGCGGCAUGUCCCAGUUCUCGAUUUCUACUCGCUCAUGAAAUCUACUGUCCCCUCCCUUUCUUAUUAGUCUGAUACAUGAAGCUGUCUUCCAGGUUUAUAGCGCGUAUUUGCAGCAAAAGUUUUGUAAUUAAGAAGUUUAACCUUGCAAGAGAGUACGGUUAGUUUCCUGCUAUAGUGGUUUUUAUUAGGUAAUGCUUGACACACGGCAUUAUGUAUCAAGGAAUGUUGUGGUACUGAUAAAUAUCUGAGUUUGUUAUUGUGUUCUUUUUGAUGAUAAUUUAUGACUGCAGGUUGUAAUCUUGAUUGUUUUAUCGUGAGAUAGACACAGUCUGAACUCCCCAGUGAUCGGCGAGUGUAAGCGAUGAAGCUUUUUCGAGUGUACAUGUGAAGAUUCAGGAUCCUGUCAUUCAAAUUUGAGAAAAUCAAUUUAUUUAAGAUUGCUGUUCCAAUCAUGAAACGGGUUAAUCAUGCAAACGGCCCCAUUUGUUGUUCCUUAAUCAUCAACUCUUGGCAGCAUAGUUGUGUAUUUGCUAACUGAACCAUGUUUAGGGAUUCAAAAACUCAGUGUUUUGCACGCUCAUCCCUCAAAUUAAUCAGGGUUUGUUUGUUUAUUUGCAAAGAAAAUUGUUAAAUGUCCCAUUUGGAUGCUGCCCCUUCAUUUCAGAUGUGUUUGUGUGUGGCUCUUCACGCAAUACAUCCGUUGUCUCAGUUGUUUUCAGCUCCUGAUGAAGAUCACUGACUGCAGCUGUGUCUAUUUCUGUUUGGUGUUAAUGGGUCUGUUAACGUCCUUGUUUCUCAGUAGGUUUGCAGUAUAAAAAAAAUUAUUGUAAAAAAAAUAAACUGUAUAUUUGGCACUUGUUAGACCCAUUUUAUGACGACAAUCGUUUGACUCGCUCAAGGAUGAAUUUUGCAAAGCCUGAAGAAGUUAAAUCAGUCGACCCGCAACCACCAGCAUUCAAGCCGCUAUUUUGAUCUGCUCAAGAAAACCAGCUGUAAAUGUGUCUGAAUGAACUCACUUUGAGUUUACUGUAGAAAACAUAUUCUUCCCCAUUUUUGUAUUUAUUUUGGGGGGCAUUGAUAAUCCAAGGUGGAUUAUCCCAGAAACAAAAUCUCAUGAAUUGUGAAAAAGGUGUGUGUGUGUGUGUGUGUGUGUGUGUGUAUAGGAGAAGGUGUUCUGGUUUAGAUUUUUAUUUUUCAUUGAAGUUGUUUUGAUUUUAUUUUGCAACCUGCUUUUUUCGAGCUGCCGUGCAUGUUUUUAUUUGUUGGCAUGCUGAGAGAUUUUUCAUUUGAAUGGAAACAUGUUUAGCUUGACAGUCUGUACAGUUUAACAUCUGUGUGCAUCAGAAACCUGCCCAUGACCCCAACAGCUGCAUUUAUGCUGUCGUUUCUGUGCUGGUGUGAGAACUACUUUUUAUUGGAUUCGAUUUGUUUUAUGUAUAAUACAACAAAUGCUACAUUUCAUUGUCUUUUAUUUCAUAGCCUUUUAAAAUUUUUUUAAAAAGUGCUUAAUUUGCAGGGAGAGCUUGUGUUUUUCUGAGGUAAAUGUACAUCUAAUCAAAUGCCAAAUAAAUUGCACCAUGAAGGACGA